UUGAGACGCCAUUUUUGUGAAAUGUGGUUGGAAAAAGAUCACAUUGAUCAAGGAAUUGCACCAACUUUACUAAUUAUACACAGUUCGUCUAAAAUUUUGACAAGAAGUUUUGAUUCAAAAAGCAUCAUACUAUCGUCCACAUGCAUGCAAGGUCACCUCAAUCUCUAAGCCUCAUAGCCUGGAUUUGAAUUCUUCCAAAAUCCAUCUAUUUGAUCAUUUAGGUUUCUCACGAAAGUGCCACUUUAACUAUUACUAUGGAUUUUGUGAGAAAUGUCUUAACUUCUAAUUUGUUUAAGGCGUGAUUGAUCAUACGUGUCUUCAGUUCGAUACCCCUAAAUUUUAGGAAAAAAUUCAAAUUAUAAUCAACAUCCGAACAAAGUGAACCUUCAAUGUACAUAUUCAAGUAAUUCAACAACAUUUAAUUUCUAUACAACUACAACGCCUGUCUUGAAUAUUUUUAAUUUAGAAUAUGCUUAAGCUUCAUAUUGAUUAUAUAUAUAGCUUAAAUAUCAAUUAGUAGCUAAACACGAUAUAUGCUACAGUAUCAUAUUGUCAGUAUAUGAACUAUAGUUUUUUUUUUUCUCAAUUAUUAUUACAAGAAAAACCCCAACAAGGGCCAACACACUUUCGACAACCCCAAGUGAGAAAGUGAAAGAGAAUAACAACUGUGUGUUAAGAAAAUAUUAGUGAAAUAACCCUUUCAUGAUUCAUUUCAUAUUUGAAUAUUAAUCUCUCACUAAUCCCUAACUAAUUCAAUUUAUAUUCCGUCUUUAUAGAUAUACAGAACAUACACACAUACAUAUAUAAGUAUACUGUUUACUUUUCAAUUCUAUAUAUAUGUGGCUGAUGGUCACCAUACAAAUCCUACCAAAUGGCCCUGAUCUUAACCCAAAACUUCUUCAUCUUCUUUAAUUAAUUAGCCACCUCGCACGUGUGACAAAUCCUUCUUCGCCACGUGUGAAAAACCCUUCCCCCGCUUGCUACUUACUAUAUACUACUAAUAGUAUGAAUAAUACAAUGGGUUCUUCCAGCUUAGGUAGCCGGAGAAAGGAUCCGGCGUACAGAGGAAUCCGGUGCCGAAGUGGUAAAUGGGUCUCCGAGAUUCGUGAGCCUAAGAAAACCACGAGAAUCUGGCUUGGAACUUACCCCACGGCAGAGAUGGCAGCCGCCGCCUACGAUGUGGCUGCUCUGGCUCUUAAAGGAAGAGGAGCCGUCUUGAACUUCCCUGGAUCCGCCCAGUCAUACCCGGUUCCUGAAUCAAAAUCGGCAGCGGAUAUACGAACCGCGGCGGCAGCUGCAGCAGCAAUGAAGGGAUGCGAGGAAGGGGAGGAGGAGAAAGAGGCAACGGAGAAGAAUAGUAGUAGUUCGCAGUUCAGAGCGCGUGAGAACCACGUAAAUAAUGAGGUGGCGUCUUCGUCAUGGUGUGGGACAGAGUUUAUGGACGAAGAAGAAGUCUUGAAUAUGCCUAAUCUGCUGGCUAAUAUGGCAGAAGGGAUGAUGGUUGCGCCACCGUCGUGGAUGGGUUCUCGGCCGUCGGAUGACUCUCCGGAGAAUUCAAAUGAUGAGGACUUGUGGGGGUAUUGAUCGGUUAGUGUUGUCCACGUAUAUGUAAUCAUCAUCUUGUUCUUGUUGAUUAUUUGUUCAUUAAUUAUGUCACUUGUAUGAUAUAUCAAAUCAUAUGUUUUAAUGUAUGAUAUAUCAAAUCAUAUGUUUUCUUGUU
This is a messenger RNA of Arabidopsis lyrata subsp. lyrata, 1720 nucleotides long. Its product is annotated as ethylene-responsive transcription factor ERF027. The record is from RefSeq and is a predicted model, not a curated record. Gene Ontology annotation, molecular function: DNA-binding transcription factor activity; DNA binding. The transcript has a single exon. Gene Ontology annotation, biological process: regulation of DNA-templated transcription. NCBI's taxonomy places the organism in Eukaryota, Viridiplantae, Streptophyta, Magnoliopsida, Brassicales, Brassicaceae. The coding region runs from base 1006 to 1584 and encodes 192 amino acids.